Messenger RNA from Blastomyces gilchristii SLH14081, 324 nucleotides. RefSeq lists its product as uncharacterized. Lineage: Eukaryota; Fungi; Ascomycota; Eurotiomycetes; Onygenales; Ajellomycetaceae. The record is from RefSeq and is a predicted model, not a curated record. Bases 1 to 324 code for a protein of 107 amino acids. The transcript has 3 exons.
AUGCAAUGUCAAAAUGAUACGCGAAAACAGCCACCCCUGAAUCCUGUGAUGCAUACAAAUGGCGAGGCAAAUGUCACCUGUCAACGCGAGAAGCAGUCGACAUUGCAAUUCCCCAAUAAUGAGGUAAAAGCAAAAUUCGUCAUCCGGUUUCCUUUCCUGGAGCUCGUUCCGUUCACGCGUACACUUGGGCCAGAUCUCGAUCUUUGUGAAGUCGACUACUCCGUAGACAACUCCCCCAUGCCAUGUCGUGAUGAUCGCUCUGUGGCUUGGUGGCGUGGCGGCGCCCCGGUUCUGAGAGAAGCAUUUUCCAUCAACUCGCUCUAA